Messenger RNA from Mollisia scopiformis, 1637 nucleotides. RefSeq lists its product as uncharacterized. The transcript has 2 exons. The coding region runs from base 406 to 1431 and encodes 341 amino acids. Lineage: Eukaryota; Fungi; Ascomycota; Leotiomycetes; Helotiales; Mollisiaceae. The record is from RefSeq and is a predicted model, not a curated record.
GCAGGCACAUACCAUAGUAGAUAAUAGAUAACUCAAGCCAAAUUUCAAUGUUCUAAUCUCGCAGUCUCGUUUACGAGAAAAGGUCUGACCAUCUCGCUUCAGAACCCUUAAAUUCUCACUAAUCCCACAAUAUCCUUGCCUUCAGCCCACAUUCAAAAAUUUCAACAAAUCAAAAACAUACAACAGCGGGUAUUCGCUGAUGGUCACCCACUCAACUACUAAUCCGCCGAUCUGAGACUUAUGUAUGGCAGAGCGGACGGGAUGCCCAGGUUUCCUCAGUCUAUGGUCGUAUGUGACAGCAAAUUCUUUAUCAAACACUAUAUCACAGCUUCAGAGAAAUUUGUCUCGACCACGGAUUUGGAAUUGGUUGAGAAAACCGAGAUGCGUCCGUUACGAGUUAGCUGAAUGUGGGGUCAGACAGGGAUGAAGAUAGCGCCGCCUAGCAGAAUGGAGGUCCUCAAAGGCUCCUUUGAGACUCCACAAGCUCUAUCACGACCGAUCAUCACUUACGUGAACGGCGACGUUUCGUGGCUAGUCUCCUUUCCUCGUCCUGCAUCUGCGAAAAGCACGAAUGGUAAAAUCUAUUACCAUGUAGUUGUAGACCCGUGGUUCGGCCUGCCCUCGGUGUUCAUGAACCCGCUUGUGCUCGAGAUGAGACUGGGUCGAGAUCCAGCGCUCUCAAGUCGCGCAGAACUUGAUGCUGCUAUUGUGGAAAUUGAGCUUGCAGCGGGAAACUCUUUGGUUCCAACAGACUCUGAUCCCGCAGUCGAUGCGAUUUUCAUCAUGGGCUUAGCAGAGCAUUGCCAUAAAGAGAGCUUACUCCAGUUCUCUAUCUCCACGCCCGUUUUUGCAGUACCUGGAUCGGCUAGCAACAUCACUUCGUGGAGCCAUUUCGACACCGUGGUGACGCUUGCCCCCUGUGAUCCCAGCAAAACGCCAUGGGAAGAAGGACAUCCUGGCUCACCAUUGCCGGCAUGGCUGACCAUUUUCUCACCGGCAGUGAAGAACUUUAAUAACUUUGGCCUGGUACUCAUCACCUCUGCCAAUGCUCUCGAAACCGAAAUGAUCCUGAUGGCACCACACGGCAUUUCCAGUGAUGAGCCUUUUAUCAAGGGGCUACUCGCAACGACAGUGAAGAUGCUGGCAUUGGUAGCGCCCCUCAAAAACAGCUACUCGUUCGGGAUCAAGACGGUGUUGGGUGUCGAUGAGGCGCUCAUCCUUACACAAGCCGCGGGAACACGCUACUAUGUGCGCAACGGUGAUUUUGUGAGCUUGAAGUACAAAGGAAUCAUUGGCUGGUCGGUGCGCGAUGAACCUCAUGAUCUACAGUGGGGUAUUGACCAAGUCGGAAAGAAGCCUGGGGCUGAGAAGAUAAUCGAGCCGCCUAUCAUGGUUGAAGUUAGUAACGGAGGGAGUUACGUGCUUAUGUAAAUAUAUAGGUCUUGAAGUGUUGUUCCUUGUUUGUCAAGACAGUUUUCCUAGAACAAAUUAGUGCUGACAAAAUCAUGAGGAGAAGGUCACUGCUGAUUGUCCAACUGUUGCGGUAACGUUUGCCAAUGCAAGCAACUGAUGAGGAACUUCUAAUUGAAUGACUUAACUGUUCGGGAUUGAGGAGUACGACCUCGAUCCAAACAAGA